This is a messenger RNA of Actinia tenebrosa (Australian red waratah sea anemone), 1224 nucleotides long. RefSeq lists its product as uncharacterized. NCBI's taxonomy places the organism in Eukaryota, Metazoa, Cnidaria, Anthozoa, Actiniaria, Actiniidae. The record is from RefSeq and is a predicted model, not a curated record.
AUUCCUCGAGUUCCCGUUGGCUAAUAAAUAGAGGAACAGUUGUUCUUGUAACUCCAGAUCUACCUUGCGUCCAAACAAAGAAACACGAAGUAAAGAGGAAAAAGUUAGACUGAAGUCAUGGCACUCCACUGGUUGUUUGUUCUGUUAUUCUGUUUUGUGUGGAGAACUAACGGGUUGUACGUAUCGGAGGACGAGAAGCUUGUGAGAAAAAUUCGAUCUACUGACGACUACGACCAGUUGUACAAGGAACAUCUUGCGAAUCUUAAACCUGGUCAAGUAAUGCCGCAUCGGUGUGCGUAUACUAGGUAUGGCUGCUGUAAAGAUGGAAAAACACGAGCUUUUGGGCCAAACGGAAAGGGCUGUGAUAUGAUUCUUUGCACUGAUAAAUACGUUCAACAAUGUUAUGAUAAGAAAGAAAGCAAAAGGCUGGAGUGCACGAGACUCCGAGACAAAAAGAAUUGUCUCUUCAGCUGUGGGCUGUGCAAGCCACCAGCCGCACCUCUAAAGAGAUGUCUGAAGAAAAAACCAGUUGCUGGUUGCUGUUGGAAUGGAAAAAUCCCACUUAAACGCGAUAAAUCCGAUUGCCCUCCUUGUUUAGACGCUUACCCAAAGACAUGUGCAACCUUUUCAAAAGUAGCUGGGGGGUGCAAUGCCGGCUCGUUUGGUGUUCGCAAUUUCAUGAUCAAAUACUGUCCCUCUACUUGUGCAUUUUGCGAAGAAGCUUCCAUGACCUGAUUGUAUGGUGUGCUAAAGUGAAAUACACCAGUAAUCUCUGGGUUUCACAGUCUGUACAGUACUGGCCGCGUCGUAGUUCUGAGCAGUUCACUAGUGAGAUUCUUUCUGCAUGCAUCCAGAACAAGGAUGAGCAAAGACAUGUAAGAACUGGUUAAGUUUAUCGAACAAGAAAAAUAUAUGAUCAUAAUUAAGGYCAAAUUAAUAAAUAAUUUCUAUCCUGGGUACUUAAUUUAUUCCUAUGAAUAAUAUUUGUGGCCAAGACAACUGAGUCGCAUGAAACAUUAUAUUGUUUGUAUAUAAUCGUUCCUUAAAUUUCGGUAAUUUGCUAAGUAAUUGAAAAUAACAUGAAUAUGCAACAAGUGUGAGUACUAUACGUACUUCAUAAUGAAAUGUAAACUAAUCUCGCAAAAAAAGAUAAGAGAGAGAGAAAAAAAAAGCAGAAUAUGAUAAUCAAAAUAGACAAAUAAAUUGGGACAAAUAUACACCUGA